Molecule: messenger RNA, 477 nt
Organism: Acanthosepion pharaonis
Lineage: Eukaryota; Metazoa; Mollusca; Cephalopoda; Sepiida; Sepiidae
Source: the annotation of a GenBank genome assembly
AUGGUCAAUGGAGACAGUUUGCUUUAUACUGGCUUUAAAGCUAACGUUCUUUAUAUAUCUAUUAAUCUAUCUAUCAAUCGAGCUAGAAGUUUUUGCGUUUUUUUUCUUUUCUUUCGUUCUUUCCAUCGAUCUUUCUCAUUAUUCCGAUCUUUCUUUCUAACUUUAUUUCUUUCUAUCUAUCUAUCUAUCUAUCUAUCUAUCUAUCUAUCUAUCUAUCCCAGUCUCUACAUUAUCUAUCUAUCUAUCUAUCUAUCUAUCUAUCUAUCUAUCUAUCUAUCUAUCUCAGUCUCUACAUUAUCUAUCUAUCUAUCUAUCUAUCUAUCUAUCUAUCUAUCUAUCUAUCUAUCUAUCCCAGUCUCUACAUUAUCUAUCUAUCUAUCUAUCUAUCUAUCUAUCUAUCUAUCUAUCUAUCUUCUUUACAGAAAAUAUUGUUGCGUUUUUAGAGAAGGAAUAUCAAUCCAGUCAUAUAGCACAUAA